Meloidogyne enterolobii is the source of this 723-nucleotide messenger RNA. The record is from the annotation of a GenBank genome assembly. Lineage: Eukaryota; Metazoa; Nematoda; Chromadorea; Rhabditida; Meloidogynidae.
AUGAAAUUCCUCAUUUUCCUUAUUCUUCAAAUAAAUUUAUUUUUAAAAAUAUUUUGUUCAGAAGAAGAAGCAUCAACUGCUAGCAGCAUUAUUCUCCCUCCACAACCUCCUCCCCCUCAUAAUGUCAGAACUUGUAAUUUUGUUGGUGAUACAACAGGAUAUUUACGUCCCUGUUAUUUUACAAAUUGGGCACAAUAUAGAGAUGGGAGAGCUAAAUUUGUUCCAGAAGAUUAUGUUCCAAGACUUUGCACACAUAUACUCUACGCUUUUGCUCAAUUUAAUUCCAGCUUUAUUUUAUCACCAACAGAUCCAGCAGAUUUACCAAAUGAAUCGGACCCUAAAGGUUUAUAUCAACGUAAUUACGAUUAUGCCCUCAAAGUAUUAAUUUCUGUUGGUGGAUGGACUUUAAGUCAAACAAGUCUUUUUGAAAAUAUGAUGUCUAGUAAAGAAAAUCGAACAGCAUUUAUUACUUCCUCAAUUAUUUUUAUGAGAAAAUAUGGGUUUGAUGGAAUUGAUAUGGAUUAUGAAUAUCCAAAAAAUAAAACAAAUUUUAAUUUACUUUUUAAGGAAUUUACUGAAGCAUUUAAAGAAGAUAAAAAACGAAAUUGUGAAAGACUUAUUAUAACAGCAGCUGUUUCAGCUGGAAUUGAAACUGCAAAACAGUCAUAUGAUAUUGCAAAUAUAUCAAAGUUUGUAAUUUAUAUUUUACAAAUUAUCCUUUAG